CGAUCUUCCCUCGCUGGUCGUCUCAGGCUUCCACGGACUCAAUUUUGAUGUCUGCUCUGUGAUCAUGAAAUGGACAGAUACCUGCUUCUGAAAGAGGAAAGGCAGGAGCUGCAGGAGGAAGAAGAAAAAUAGACGGGAGCAGGGAGAGAGAGAGAGAGAGAGGGAGAGAGAGAGAAAAAGGAAGCAGACUGCUGUUUCACACACUGGUGGUGAAGUUGAGCCCCUCACAAGAAUUCUCCUGGCUAUGUCCGCCAUCUGGAAUGUCGAGUCACUUCCUCUGUCUGCCCUGCGCUCUAACGGGGUUGUCCUCUGCCUGUCUGCACCCUCCCUCUGCUCUGACAGCACUGUGAGGAACCACUGGAGACCACACCAGCACGGACAGGACGCUUCUUCUGACAAGACACACACGCCAGCACACAAACAGCCAGCAUGAAAGCAAGACCCCCGGAGCAGCCCACGUCCAACCAGACUCACUCUAAAUGGAAUUUGGGCCUGGAAGAACCAAAGACAAGUGCAGUCAUCAGCUGAACUUUUUGGAGGGUGUUCCUAUUCCCUUAUAUGGCAACAGAGCUGGGAAAUCAUUUGAAUUAGUCUGGUUUCUGUUGCAUGCCUGUCUGGUUUUAGUGCUGACUGAGUUCCAUCUGGUAUGUUUCUGUCUCUGCCGUGUGCGUGUGUGAGUGUGUGGGCGCUGUGUGUGCGGCCUGAUUUGUUUGUUUUGCCAUUCUUGGUUCUUCUUUUUCUGUUGUUUGCAUGUGGGGUUUUUGUUUUGGGACAAGAGGAGGGCUUGUGUUUGUGGUUAAGCUAGAGGCACCGUCAUUGCCUGAGGGCUGGCUGCUUCAUUCAGACUCUGCAAGCACCUCUCGCUAUUUUUCCUCUCCCUCCCUCCCUCGCACUGCUGUGAUGGUCUGUGUUUGUUGGAGCAACACACCCACCUGGGUUCAGAAACUUGCAACUAAAAACUGAAACCGGGUCUCUCUACACAAGGAUAUUAUGAGAAAGGUGGACUGGAGCUUCUGCUGAAGAGGAGGCUGUUGUUCAUGUGGACAAACCGCACAAUCGGUUGGAUGUUUCUUUUUCCUUCUCCAGUGCAACAGGAUGUGUGACCCAGAGGGAACAAACAAGGACCCAGGAAGUGCUAGCUGAUAAAAACAAGGCAUCUCUCAAGAUUGAUUGCCAUGGCUACGGCAGCAUGGUAUCAUCGUGACAUCAGCCGUGUGCACGCAGAGGACUUGCUGGCACGGGCAGGGAGGGAUGGCAGCUACCUAGUGAGAGACAGCGAAUCUGUGCCAGGAGCGUAUGCCUUGUGCCUACUGUUCCAACGUCAUGUUCACACCUAUCGUAUUCUUCCUGAUGCAGACGGCCUCCUAGCAGUCCAGACAACACAGGGAGUGCAGGUAAACUGUUUCCGGACACUGGAGGACCUGGUUUUGGGGUACCAGCAUCCCCACAAAGGCCUGGUCACUCCUCUGCUCUACCCUGUUCCCCGUGACACCGACAGCGGGGAUGAGAGCUCAGAUGAUGAGAAGCCGCCUCCAGGUCUAGCCUCUGUCAACAUGGUGCCUGUCACAGCACCACCAGCAAAACCAGCCCCUCAUGCCCUGUUCCUGGAUAAGUUACAGGAACUGAACACAUCCGGUACUGCGGGUGAGGUGAUUGGUCUGCUCAACGACUACCUCUUCAGUGAGCUGCCUCUCGACAUUGAGAAUGUGCAUAAAGGAGCGACGACUCUCUGCCACCUCAAGCGUACUCUGGGCACUGCCUGCCAAGGCCUAAACAGUGAGAUUGACUUGACUCUCUCAAGUCUGGAAACCCUGGCCAAGGUCUUUGACCAUCCUAGCUGCUCUAUAUCACACACAAAGGCACAGGGUCCGGAGAUGGAGAUAGACACCUUGUUGUGUAAGAUUUCAGCGUUGGUCAGCCUUCUUUCUUCGCUGGAGAAAAAGGUAUUAAAAGCGCUACAAGAUGCAGUGACCAAUCAUAAUCUGGCAGUGCAGCCUAACCCACCUCCUCCUGAACCAACACCCACCAAUGCAACUUCUGUCAAGAACCAUGCCCGGCAGCUGCCAGUCCACUCCUUUCAGGUGAAGAUGGUGCGCUACGGCAGACAGACUGUUUCAGUGGAUGUGGAUGUAGGAGUGCUGCUCUUUGAUAGGAAGGCUGGCUCAUUUGGUGUAGAGAGGGUCUCACAUGACAGAAUCCUUCAGAUUGUCAAGUUCCAGAGUAGUCCAGCCAAGGUACGCAUGGUGGUCGACAGCCACCACAACACACCACGGGAGAUGACGUUUGAGAGUGCACGGAAACGUGAUGCCUUCUGCCAACUCCUCCAGCUGAUGAAAACCAGACACUCUCAGCUGAGUGAACCUGAUGUCAUCUCCGUUUUCACAGGCACUUGGAAUAUGGGUGGUUCACCUCCUCCUCGCAGCCUGCAGUCGUGGGUAACCUGCUGUGGUUUGGGACAUACCCCUGAUGAGUCGAUCGCCUUGCUGCCUCAUGACAUCUAUGCUUUGGGGACUCAAGAAAACCCUCAGGGGGAGAGAGAGUGGACUGAGCAUAUCAAAGCAACCCUUCGCAGCUAUACUCAGAUCGACUUCAAACAAGUGGCAGUACAGUCCCUCUGGAAUAUGAGGCUGGCUGUGUUUGUGAAGCCGGAGCACGAGAGUCGCAUCAGUCAUGUGAACACUGCCAGUGUGAAGACUGGCUUGGGUAACACUUUGGGAAACAAGGGAGCGGUUGGGGUCUCCUUCCUCUUCAAUGGAACAUCUUUUGGGUUUGUUAACUGCCACCUGACCUCUGGAAGUGAGAAAGUGCUUAGGAGGAACCAGAACUUCGUUGACAUCCUCAGACUGCUUUCUCUGGGCGACAAACAGCUCGGCGCCUUUGACAUCAGCCUGCGCUUCACUCACCUCUUCUGGUGUGGAGACCUCAACUACAGACUGGACUUGGACGUACAGGACAUUCUGAAACACGUAUCUAAGAGGGAGUUUGAGGAGCUCAUGUGUGCAGACCAGCUGACCCGUGAAAGACACAAGAGGAAGGCCUUUCUCCAUUUUAAGGAAGAGAAGAUUGCAUUUCCACCCACCUAUCGGUAUGAGCGGGGCUCCAGAGACUGCUACCUAUGGCAAAAGUACAAGACUUCAGGGGUGCGAGUUAAUGUUCCGUCAUGGUGUGAUAGGAUUUUGUGGAAGUCCUACCCAGACACACACAUUAUCUGCACGGCAUACGGUUGCACGGAUGACAUCUUCACAAGUGAUCACUCACCUGUUUUUGCCACUUUCCAAGUGGGAGUGACAUCACAGUUCAGCUCCAAAACAGAUCCAAAUUCAGGCGUAGAGAGGGCCUGGAUAGAGCUAGAAGGCAUUGAGGCCAUUGUGAAGACAGCAAGCAAAGCAAAAUUCUUCAUUGAGUUUUAUUCGUCUUGCCUAGAAGAGACACGCCGCUCAAGCGAGAAUGACUCACAGAGCUGUGAUGUUCCUGGGUUUCUCAAACAAGCCUGGUCGUUCAAGCAACUGCCAAAGCUUCUUCCAAUCAAGUCCGACAUGGAGUAUCUCCAGGAUCAGCACCUGCUGUUGUCUGUCAAGUCAUGUGAUGGGUUUGAGUCAUACGGCGAAUGCUGCGUGGCUCUCCGCUCACUUAACGGUGCAUCGGAGCAAUUUGAGACAUUUCUGAGUCACCGAGGUGAGGAAAUGGGCUCCAUAAGAGGACGGGUCCGCAUCCAUGUGCCCAAAGACCGGCGAGGAACUCGAGAGAAAAUUUAUGAGUGGUUCUGUUUUGAGAAAGAAGAUAAAGGUCCUGUAAGGGGACACAUGUCUCCUGCACCUACACGGGUCCCAAUGAACAGGUCUUCGGCAGCUCCUUCCAAACUUACCCCGAGCAGUUACACCAAUCCUGCCUACUUCAUCUUCGAAGGUGUGUCAGUGACACGCAAGGUGGAGGAGGCUCUUCCCCAGCGAAGGGACCCUCAGGUGAUCUGGUCUGGAAAUGAGGCUUUGCAGCUCCCAAAACUCUCAGGACGGCAGGGCUUUGAGAGGAGACCCAGCCGUAGAUCAGACUUUACAGAGAUUGAAAUUCCAGCCAUCCUGCCCCAGUACACUCCAACCAAUGAACUUCAUACACCCCAAACCAACUCCUCCUAUCAGCUUUUCCCAGCCAAAAACCCAUCUCCUAUACCUCCACCUUCAAGUAACGCCAUCUCACAGUUCCAGGAACAGACUGCACAACCCAGAGACAAAUACCAUGGUAAAAAUAUUGUCCAGGACUCCAUAUUGCCAGAGAAGAACCUGAGGAACUUGUACAUGAAUCACUCAGCAAUCAUCAGGGAAAAAGCCAGAAGGGACCAACUUCUUCCAGAAAGGACCAAUCCUAUCCGGACAGCCAAAGCGCCAUCAGUUUUCCCCUACACGUCCACUCCCUUAACACAUUGCCAGGCCUCUGUUCCCUGGAUAGUGGGGCAGCAGCCCCCUGCGCCUACAGGAGACAACUCUCUCACUGCUUUGCAAAUUGCCAAGUCCCUCAGUGAGGUCGACUUCUUCCCCACAGAGCAGAGAAGCCCAUCCAUACCCAACCAGAGGCCAAACUAUAGGAAUGGCCCCACAAUGCAUGGAGAGAGGGGCUACAGCUGGGAGAAAGAGGUGUCUGUCCUCCAAGGAGCACCUGAGACCGUCCGGGAGCUUCUCAGUACUCUGGGUCUGCAGAAAUACACCUUGGGACUCAGCCUCAAUGGCUGGGAUGAUCUAGAUUACUUCAGUGGCAUCACAGAGGAGGAUCUACGCGCUGCAGGAGUGACGAACCCUUCACACCGACGCAGGAUCCUCGAGAACCUGCCCAGGAACUGGAACUGACAUGGAUGGAUGAAUAGCGUGGACAUUAGGAAGCCUCACUGUCAUCUGAACUAGAACUGGAAGAACUAUAAUCGGAUCACAUCAGCUGGGCUUUUACCACAGCCCUGCCAUCCUUUCAUUUACUCGAUCAAUACUGUAACAAUAGUAUGUCUGUGUCAAUACAGCAAAGGGAACAUAAUGCAGGAAGUACUUGUCUGUUUUAUUCAUCUCUCCAUCUUGACAGAUAAUGAUGGAGUGUGGGAGAUGCCACAUGUACAAAUACUGAUUAUGGUAUCAAGGUCUCAUUGAUUUUAUUUUAAAUGACUUUUAGACGACUAUAAAAAUAUAGUCCUUCAAUUUUCAGUGUUCACUCAAACCUAGUGUUUACCAUUCACCUUCAUCCCUUCUACUGUGUGCUUUCCAUUACUCUGCUAUUAUUGAGCCUGGAUCUGAGCUUGUAAAAGCCCUCAAUUAAACCUAUGGAGCAUAAAAUCCAUAACUGUACAUACUGUAUCUACUGGAACAUUGUCUGUAAAGUUGGCAAAGAAGGACCUGCCAUAUCUCAUUUGGUUUACUGUCUCAUUCUGUUGCUUAUCAUGUCACUUAAUCAGUACCUAUGUCCACUGUGCAUGUUUUAUGCAGCCUUUGUAAAGUGCAUAAAGCAACUCUUGACUGUCA
Molecule: messenger RNA, 5495 nt
Organism: Thunnus maccoyii (southern bluefin tuna)
Lineage: Eukaryota; Metazoa; Chordata; Actinopteri; Scombriformes; Scombridae
Gene: inppl1b
Product: inositol polyphosphate phosphatase-like 1b
Exons: 29
Coding region: 1176-4838 (1220 amino acids)
Biological process (GO): phosphatidylinositol dephosphorylation
Molecular function (GO): protein binding; phosphatase activity
Source: RefSeq, a predicted model, not a curated record